Molecule: messenger RNA, 1199 nt
Organism: Mercurialis annua (annual mercury)
Lineage: Eukaryota; Viridiplantae; Streptophyta; Magnoliopsida; Malpighiales; Euphorbiaceae
Exons: 1
Coding region: 33-1127 (364 amino acids)
Molecular function (GO): DNA binding
Source: RefSeq, a predicted model, not a curated record
UUUACUAGUUUUUGGCGAGAAGAUCAUUAAGAAUGAUGGUGAUUCCUGUAAAUCCAAGGUCGUUCGAUAAAUUUAAAGCAGAUGCUAAGCAAAGAACAACAGAUCCACUCCAGGUUCUUGAUUUGGUCGCAAUGGAUGUUGUCACAGCUUUACACAUCAGACGUUCAUCAAACAUUACUACUACUACUGCUGCUAAUGCACCUUCCUUCAAUCAUUCUCUUCUCUCCAACUUCAACAACCAUCACCUAUUUCCUCCUAUUCCUCGAAGAAAACGAUCGCCCCCUUCCGCUCGUAAUCAUGAUGUGAAGAUUUCUUCUAUUCCAGGAAUGGAACAUGAUCUUGAUUAUCAAAAUCAAGAAAAUGUCAGGAAUAUUGGCGGAAAACGAAAGUUUCUUGAAAGGGAACCUGAAGUGAAACAGACCAAGAAAAUCAAGAGAUUAUUUGCGGAAGAUAAAGAAAAGAUCAAGAUUGAACAAGAAACUGAAGUCCAGGAGAAGAAGAAAAUCAAGAAACCAAGUACCAGACCCAUGGUGAGAUCAACCAAAGCGUUGAAUCCAGAGCCCCUUCGUCCGGAGUUGGAAGCAAAAAUCACAGCACUUGGAGGCCAAAACGCGAAGCUGGUGAUACAGAAAUACUUGUACCCAACAGAUGUAAAUCCAGGUCACGAUCGUUUAUCAAUUCCUGAGUUGCAAGUACAAGACCGUACCUUUCUUACCAAGGACGAGGCAGACUUGUUAUACGAUGAGGGAGGAGAAUUAAAAGUUAAAGUCUUGGAACCGUGCGGUUUUGUGUCUGAUAUGAUUCUGAAAAAGUGGAAUAUGCCGAGUACCCGUAAUCUGAACUUGAGGACAUAUUGGACUAAACUGAUGAAGAGAAAUAAGGAUGAAUAUGAUGAGAAGACGGGGAAGCUAAUCGAAAGAAAGUUCUUCGACGCAGGUGACAUCAUUCAGGUUUGGUCAUUUAGGGUUAGCAGAGAAGACAUUCAUCAGGAAAUUAUAGACCCAAUCGGCCAUGAUGACGAGCCUGUCGCUGAAGAAGAAGAUCCAGGGAAACUUUGGCUUGCACUGAUUAAUCUCAGCCGUCCCGUUCCAAACAAUGGAGAUGAACAAAUUGUACAACUAGUUUAAUAUUUAGGAUAAUUUGUGUUUUAUGUUAUCUUCUAGUUUUUAGUUUAUCUGAUGUAAUUUGGUCUAACUAAU